AUGUUUUAACCCUCUUCCCUUGGAAUGGAUUCAGAUGGUAUCCAUGAAAUGGUAUACAACAGUAUCAUGAAAUGUGAUAAUGAUAUCCUUAAGGAUGUGUACGCCAACAGAGUAUUAGCUGGCGGUUCAACAAUGUACUCAAGUAUAAACGACCGUAUGCAGAAAGAAAUUAAAGAUUUAGCUCCUUCAACAAUGAAGAUUAAGAUUAUUGCUCCAUCUGCGAGGAAAUACUCCGUCUGGAUAGGUGGUUCUAUCCUUGCCUCUCUUUCCACCCCCAAAAAGAUGUGGAGCAGCAGGAAAGAAUAUGACGAAUCGUGUCCCUCCAUUGUGUAUAGAAAGUGCUUCUAG
Messenger RNA from Saccostrea cuccullata (small rock oyster), 348 nucleotides. RefSeq names its product actin, alpha skeletal muscle-like. The coding region runs from base 25 to 348 and encodes 107 amino acids. The record is from RefSeq and is a predicted model, not a curated record. The transcript has a single exon. NCBI's taxonomy places the organism in Eukaryota, Metazoa, Mollusca, Bivalvia, Ostreida, Ostreidae.